AUGUAUUACAAAAGAUCAUCUUAUUUUCCCAGCAUUUUGCUUUCGAUAAAUGACUCAGUUCGGUUACUUGUGGAACUCAAAGAUGAUGUUACUCACCCCCUAAACAGAGCCAUUAUGUUGAGCCCUAGGUUUCACCUCCCUUCCCCCACUUUAUAUAAACAAAACUUGAGAUUAAUUAGUUCAUGUAAUGGGUUCAUUUGUUUAUUUAAUGGUUGGAGGAAUACCGUAGAGCAUUCAGUUUACAUUAGCAAUCCUCUUUUGGGUGAAUAUUUUGAGGUUAAAUUGCCCGAAUGGGAGAAAAGAAUUCAGCGCGUUGCAUAUGCAUUCUGCUUUAGUGAAACCUCUGGACAGUAUAAAGUAUUGAAAUCAGUAGUUAGUAAGCUUGAGGGAUGUCCACAUGUAUCAGAGUUGGAGGUUUAUACUAUUGGAGUUGAUGAGAAAUGGAGAAAUGUGGGUGAGGUUCCAGAACCUCUAUGCAGAUCAUUUUGUAAGGCUAACGUCAAUGGUAUUGUUCAUUGGAUGAAUUCAGAAAAAAAUGACAGCAUUUACUCCUUUAACAGUUGGACAGAAGAGGUGAAGUCCGUGUUAGCUCCGCGUGGUCUGGAAACUUCAUCCUCCUGCUUGACACUAGUAGAGUUGGGGAAUUGUCUAUGUUUGUGUGAUACUAACGAUUGUGAGUAUGUUGAUAUAUGGUGGAUGAAAGAGUAUGGAAUAGCUGAAUCUUGA
Molecule: messenger RNA, 726 nt
Organism: Solanum tuberosum (potato)
Lineage: Eukaryota; Viridiplantae; Streptophyta; Magnoliopsida; Solanales; Solanaceae
Product: F-box protein At3g07870-like
Exons: 1
Coding region: 1-726 (241 amino acids)
Source: RefSeq, a predicted model, not a curated record